AUGAGGACGCUCCUUGCCAUUCUCACUGCAGGGUCCCUGGUCGCUCGCAUUGCUGAGAACACCUCCAGCCUUCUUCAACACGUGAAAUUCCAAUCCAGCAACUUCGAGACCAUCCUGACGUGGGAGAGCGGGCCAGAGGAAGCUCCAGACACGGUGUACAGUGUGGAGUACAAGACGUAUGGAGGAAGUGCCUGGCUGGCAAAGAAGGGCUGCCAGCGAAUCACCCAGAAAUCUUGCAACCUGACAGUGGAAAUAAACAACGUCACGGACGAGUACUAUGCUCAGGUCACAGCGCUCAACACAGGCAGCCAAACAGCCACCAAGAUGACUGACCGCUUCAAUCUCAGGCAGCACACUAUCCUCAAACCACCUAAAGUGACCUGUAUCCCCAGAGUGAGAUCCAUUCAGAUGGUCAUUCAUCCCACCUUCACACCCAUCCACUCAGAGGAGGAUGGUCACCAGUUAACCCUGGAGGACAUCUUCGUUGACUUGUCCUACUGCUUGGAGCUGCGUGUCAACCAUUCCUACCAAAUGCACCGUGAAGGGAAACAAAAAGAACAUGAGUUUUUUGGCCUCACCCCUGAUACGGAGUUCAACGGGACCAUCAAGAUUUCAGUUCCACUCUGGGCCAAAGAGAGUGCCCCCUAUGUGUGCCAAGUAAAGACCCUGCCAGAUCGGACCUGGACCUUCCCCUUCUCAGGUGUCGUCCUCUUCUCCAUGGGCUUCCUGGUCGCAGGACUCUGCUACCUGAGCUACAGAUACAUCACCAAGCCACCUCCGCCUCCCAGCUCCCUGAAUGUCCAGCACCUGCUGACCUCUCCGUCUCUUCGGGUCAUCCAGGAGCACGUGCUGAUCCCUGCCUUUGUCGAGAUGGGCAGCCCGACCCCGCCUGUGCAGUAUUCCCAAAUCAAAGUCUCGGGGCCCAUAGAGCCCCCGAGAGCCCCCGCGCUGCACAGCCUGCCUGAGACGGUCUACCUCGAACAACAGGACGCUUCCGGCCUGCAGCCCCCCACUGUGCCACCUCCCCAGAUGACAGCUCCGCUCUCUUAUGCCCCCCAAGCUGCCACCGAGGUCAAGCCCUCUGCCUACACACCUCAGACAACCCCCAAAGCAGAGCCCCUACGCUAUGCUCCACAAGCCGCAUCUGAGGCCCAGCUGCUGUCCUGCAGCCCUCAGGUCCCUGCGGCCAGCUGGCCUUCCUCCUAUGGAAUCUUCAUGGAAGGUUCUGGCAAAGACUCCUGUCCUGGGACACCGCAGGGUCCCAAGUACCUCCAACCUGAUGGUCAGUUCCAGAAAGAGGCAUCCUCUGGAUGCUGCAGCCCCAGCGGGCUCUCUCUGAAAGGGGUGGCUUCUUCGGCCAUGGAGGAGCCCCCUCGGGGGAUUUACACGGACCCAAAUGUGCUGCCCAGAGGGGAGCCGGGUACAUCGGGGUACUUAAAGGACCAACUGCCCCUCCUUUCCUCUGUCCAGAUUGAAGGGCACCCUGGGUCCCUUCCGUUACACACACCUUCCCUCAAAUGUCCCCCCACAGACCAGGGUCCCCCUCCCUGGGGCCUGCUGGAGACCCUGGUGUGUUCAGAGGACGAGGAUGCAGUGUCUGAGGCUGAAGCCAAGAGCCAGGCCUCCAGGCCAGAGCCACAAGCAGAGCUGGACACUCUGUUCAAAGAUCUGGCACUGACUGUGCAGUGGGAGUCCUGA
Messenger RNA from Sorex araneus (European shrew), 1698 nucleotides. RefSeq names its product interleukin 22 receptor subunit alpha 1 (gene IL22RA1). The transcript is spliced from 7 exons. Lineage: Eukaryota; Metazoa; Chordata; Mammalia; Eulipotyphla; Soricidae. The record is from RefSeq and is a predicted model, not a curated record. Gene Ontology annotation, molecular function: protein binding. The coding region runs from base 1 to 1698 and encodes 565 amino acids.